Messenger RNA from Anopheles coustani, 939 nucleotides. RefSeq lists its product as uncharacterized. NCBI's taxonomy places the organism in Eukaryota, Metazoa, Arthropoda, Insecta, Diptera, Culicidae. The transcript has a single exon. Gene Ontology annotation, molecular function: nucleic acid binding. Gene Ontology annotation, biological process: DNA integration. The record is from RefSeq and is a predicted model, not a curated record. The coding region runs from base 1 to 939 and encodes 312 amino acids.
AUGGGCAACGUACCGAUGGAACGCCUAGCAGCUUAUCAGCGACCCUUUACCUACACCGGUGUGGAUUACUUCGGGCCGUUAUCGGUCGAAGUGGGUCGUCGGGUAGAAAAACGGUGGGGAGUGCUCUUCACAUGUUUGACCGUCAGAGCAAUCCAUCUGGAGGUUGCGCAUUCGCUGACUACUUCGUCAUGCAUCUUGGCGAUUCAACGGUUCAUCGCUCUGCGGGGUAAACCGGUUGAGAUCAUCAGCGAUUGUGGGACAAACUUUGUUGGCGCGUCUCAUGAACUGUGUGAAGCCUGGAAGGAAGUAAACGAGAGGCAAUUAGCUGAAGAAUUCACGUCAUCAAGUUUCAUCUGGAAGUUCAACCCGCCGGGUGCGCCGCAUUUCGGAGGAUGCUGGGAACGGCUGAUCAAAUCCGUCAAGAAGGUGUUAGGGGAGAUAAAGCUUCCCCGCUUACCUACAGACGAGGUGCUGCUCUCAACGUUUGGAGAGGUUCAGACGAUUGUAAAUUCCCGUCCACUUACGCACGUCCCUCUAAAUGACGAAUUCGAACCACCAAAUCACUUCUUGGUAGGUACAGCAAACGGAGAGCCACUUAGAGCAGGACUCAACGUCAUCGCAACAAUGCUAAAGAUGUCCUGGAAGGCUUCGCAGGUGUUGGCAAACAUAUUUUGGAAGAAGUGGAUCAAGGAGUAUCUGCCUACCCUGACACGAAGAACCAACUGGUUCGCACCGGUGCGACCGAUUGAGGUUGGAGACAUCGUGCUGAUUGUUGACGGGGACUUACCUAGAAACACGUGGCCGAUGGGGAGAGUGGUAAAAGUAGUGAAGGCUAGCGAUGGACAGGUUCAGCGAGCUACUGUAAAAACCGCAAACGGAUUUUUAGAAAGACCAGCGACAAAACUGGCGGUAUUAGAUGUUAAAGUUAGGGAACCUUAA